Tremella mesenterica DSM 1558 is the source of this 1740-nucleotide messenger RNA. RefSeq lists its product as uncharacterized. Lineage: Eukaryota; Fungi; Basidiomycota; Tremellomycetes; Tremellales; Tremellaceae. Gene Ontology annotation, molecular function: hydrolase activity, hydrolyzing O-glycosyl compounds. The record is from RefSeq and is a predicted model, not a curated record. Bases 1 to 1740 code for a protein of 579 amino acids. The transcript is spliced from 4 exons.
AUGCUAGCUGAUCUCUUUACCUUUCUCGGUGUGUUAUCGUAUCUCCAUUUGAUUCUUUCUUCUCCACUUCCUUCUCACCGUCCUCCUCCUCCCCAUCCCCUUGCCCUUUCCACAGAACCCCGUCGUCUUUUUCAAAACCAUGGUCAUAAUCCUAAUCCCCCCAUCCUCCCCACUUUCCCAGGGAUCAUCUCCGACUACAACACCUCCUCUCCCUCAAACAUCACUCGUCGUCUCCCAAGUAUCACCCACGUUCAUGAUGGUAUAUUCUAUGAUGAAAACAAUGAUCAACGUAUCUUUCGUGGUUUAGCAAUAAGUUACAAAACCUAUCCAUAUCUACCCGAUCUAAAAACAUUCCAUCCUGUUCUUAGCUUUAAUAAAGACGAUUUACGUUUAUUCGAUAAACUAAACCUCAACAUCAUUCGUUUAGGCAUAUCAUGGUCUGCGGCUCAACCUCAAAAAGGUUCAAGAGGCUUCAACGAACAUUAUCUAUCACAAAUCAAACAUUUAGUGAAAGAAGCGGAGAAACAUGGAAUAUACGUUUUAUUAGAUUGUCAUCAAGAUCUUUUCGCAGAGGGGUUUAUGGGUGACGGUUUUCCAAUUUGGGCAAUAACGAAGGAUUUUAAUACUUUACCUUUUCCUCUUCCUAUGAAACCGAUGAUAGCGAGGUAUAACGAGUCAGAUAAGGGACCGGAAAAUAUGAAAUAUACGGAUGAUUGGGGUUGGUUUUAUGGUUCUGAUUCUGUUACGAGAGCUUUUUGGGGUUUGUAUACUAAUUAUGAUGGUGUGCAAGAUGAGUUUAUUAGGUUUUGGUCAAAGAUUGCGAGGACUUUUAAAGGGAUGAGUAAUGUGUUUGGGUAUGAACUCAUCAACGAACCAUUUAUCGCUGCAAGAUCUACCAUUGAUAUCCCCCUCUCAUGGAUGUUACGAGACCAGACCGAGACGUAUUAUCUUCAACCAAUGUACGAUGCCAUCAUUUCUUCCAUCCGUCUGCAAGACCCAUCGACGCUCAUCUUUUGGGAACCGGUCUGCGGGUCUGGUGGAUCUCUAGGUGGAGGUUUCACACAUGUACCUGGGAAUGACGAGGGAAGAAGUGUAUUGAGUUUUCAUUCUUAUGGACCUAACUUGGUCGAUGGGUUGUUCAUACAUCAAGCGAUUGAGAAAGCGCAGAAGCAGGUGAGGAGAUUAGGAGGUGGGGUUAUGUUGACUGAAUGGGAUGUGGAAGCUAGUUGGGGUGAAGAGAGAAUGAGUGGUUGGCAAUACAAACAAUUUGUCAAAAUAGCAGGUUCUCCGUCAUAUGGAAGUUUAGUAGAUCCCAACACGGGAGAAUAUAGAUCAAACAUGUGUCAAUUAUUCUCCAGACCUUAUCCCAGUUCUGUGAAGGGUGAAUUGAUAUCGUAUAGUUUCGAUUGGGACAAGAAACUUUUGUACGUGAAUAUGAUCCCGGAGAAGUUUGGAGGUGAGAUUGUGGUGAGUGUCACUGAGGAAGCGGCAUGGGGAUGGGAGGGACGAUGGAGCGUUGUCUCAGCGACUAAAGAGGGUAGAGGAAUACAGUUGAAGAGAUUAGAGACGGAAGAAGAGAAAGAAGCUUUUGAGAAAGGAUUGGACGGAGGUGAAGGAAGAAGAGAAGAUGUGUGGUGGUGGGUUGAACAAGGUUGGGUGAAGGGGAGUAAACGUGUGGUCGUUCGACUUGGAGGGUCGGUCAGUGGUGGCUCCGUCGAGGUGGUCAUUGGUAUGAUCUGA